ACAAGAAAUUCCACCAUCAUCGUCAUCUUCCUGCGCCCACAGAAAAGAAAAAAGAGACUCAAUUCUCGACGAAGUCGCCGCCAUGGGUGAAUCUUAAAACCGCUUUGACCUCCUCACCACCAUAGACGUCACUCCCACCAAAUUCCCCUAUUAUUAGCAAAAUCCUCCAAUUUAUCAAUCCCCGUCUCUCUUCUCUCUUGAAAAGGUUUUUACCCAAUUUUAUACUGCUGUCUUUACAUUGUUGGCAUGCACUUGUCUUAUACACUAUGCUGUUGUUACCCAUGGAGUUUUCAGCUCUAUUAAUUUCAUAAUCUCUGCAAGUAUGUGUUGUUGUUAACCUUCGAAACGAUUUGGGGAAUUUUUCGCAGAGUAGGUUUUUGUAAAUUGGGUGAAGAGACUUUAGAAAUUGUUAUGAUGAUGAGUAGGGAAGCCUUGGAUGGUUCUGAAGGAGAGAUCAAGGUUAGUUUCGGCUAUCGUUGCAGCUUCGAAAACGACGAUUCGACGGAUCGAUCAUCGAAUAAUGUCGACAUUCCUUCUGUCGGGAAGCUCCGACGAGCCAGCAGUUCCUUCUCUUGCCUAUCUGGUGCGGCAUUAAGUGCCAACGCCACGUUGGCAAACACGAACAUUUGUAAUGGCUUGUUCGUUUCGGAAAUUCUGCCGUCUCUCGACUCGCCGAAUUCGUUCCGGCGAAUUUCAUCUUCUCCAAAGCUGGAAUUUUUGUCGUCUUCUCUUCAGAGCAGCAUGUCUACUUUGAGUUUCAGCCCGUCGUCGCCGAGCGAAAUGCUCGAUCGUGAUUCGAUUUCGCUGAAGUCGAUGAGCGCACCUUCGGGAAGCGAGAGCCUUCUAGAAGUACAAAUCGCCGGCGGUGCCGCGGGGGAAGACAGAGUUCAAGCUGUUUGUUCUGAAGAAAAUGGUUGGCUUUUCUGCGCUAUUUACGACGGUUUCAACGGAAGGGAUGCGGCAGAUUUUCUCGCCGGAAUUUUGUACGAAAAAGUCGCGUGUCGUCUUAACUUAUUGGACUGGGAAAUCGAUCAGGCGUCAUCGGUUAAAGCGUUGGAUUAUACGAAUAUGUUGAGCAUCGGAAAGAAUACUAUCGACGAAAAUGAAAAAGGUGAUGGUUUUUUUAAGCAGAGCAUUCUCAACAGCCUUCAGCAGGCCCUCAACGAAGCCGAAUCCGAAUUUCUUUACAUGGUCGAGCAGGAAAUGGACGACCGUCCUGAUUUGGUAUCGAUUGGAUCUUGUGUUUUGCUCGUUCUGCUCCAUGGAAAAAAUUUGUAUUUGCUCUGCGUCGGCGACAGUCGAGCUGUGUUAGCGACGUAUGGGAAGGGAUUUAAUGGAAACAACGCCUCCGGGGUUCGAGCCGUGCAGCUUACCGAUAUCCAUACCGUCGACGAUGAAGUCGAAAGAACUCGACUUUUAAACAAUCAUCCCGACGACCCGUCUACGAUUGUCGCCGGAAAAGUGAAAGGGAAGCUAAAAGUGACGAGGGCUUUCGGAGUCGGUUACUUGAAAAAGAAAGAAAUGAAUGAUGCAUUGAUGGGUAUUCUUCGAGUUCGAAAUCUCGUAAGUCCUCCGUACGUGUCGUUGGAACCUUCGCUAAGUGUUCACGAGGUUUCGAGCUCUGACCACUUUGUUGUACUUGCAAGCGACGGCUUAUUCGACUUUUUCACGAAUGAUGAAGUUGUGAAAUUCGUCCAUUCGUAUAUUUUGAAAUACCCGUGUGGUGAUCCGGCGAAAUUUCUGGUCCAACAGCUCGUCGCAAGAGCAGCUACUUCGGCAGGUUUUAGUAAGGAAGAGUUGAUGAGUGUCCCGGCUGGAAGAAGGCGGAAAUACCAUGACGACAUUACGGUUAUCGUAAUUGUUUUGGGCACGAACAAGCGCACCACAAAGGCGUCGACAUGUCUAUCAAACUAAAAAGCUGAGUCAAACGCAACACUAUCUUGAAUUUGCGCAACUUUUAUUUUACUUUCUUAUUUUUGUUCGAUUCUUAAAGUUCGCGAUUGUCUUGGAUCAUACAUGUAUAUCUUAUUCGGAGUUUCAUCUCGUUACCUAUUGUCCGUAAUGCUUUCAUUGUGUCGAACAAACAAACUUUGAUUGUUUUAUCGGAUUCGGUCAAGAGUCUUGUCGGCGAAGCUGAUUGAAUUCGUGGAAUCGGAUAAAAGCGAUUUCGGGGAAUACUAUUUUAUCGGGAAUCUUUUUGAGGUCGAAAAACAAGUGGUUUGGCUUAGUAAAGUUGUAAGGUAUGCUUUUUGAUAUUAUGCUUUAGAUUCUCUUUUGGUGGUGCAUA
Molecule: messenger RNA, 2287 nt
Organism: Andrographis paniculata
Lineage: Eukaryota; Viridiplantae; Streptophyta; Magnoliopsida; Lamiales; Acanthaceae
Product: probable protein phosphatase 2C 40
Exons: 4
Coding region: 412-1914 (500 amino acids)
Biological process (GO): protein dephosphorylation
Molecular function (GO): protein serine/threonine phosphatase activity
Source: RefSeq, a predicted model, not a curated record